CCGUCUGUUUAAAUCCUCGUCUCUCACGUCUUCGCUCCAUUCCAUCGCUUCGCCCCCAUUGCGAUUCUUGGCGGAGCUAGGGUUUCUUCCGAUCGAAUUCCUAGCCCCUCCGGCUUUGGGAUUCUUCGAAGAGCAAGCAAGAACUCGAUCGAGUCAAGAAGGAGUAUUAGGUGGAAACAAUGGCGGACAACCAACCGGCGCCGGCGGCCGAUGCCGUCAACCUCUUCGGCCUCUCAUCGCGAUGGUGGAGCGGUCCGGAGUGGAAGAGGGCGAAGGAGCCAGCCGAGGAGCAGGAACCGUCGCACCUCAACACGUUCAACAGCUCCGGCAUGUUCCUUUACAUGUCGCCGGACAAGCUGUCGGUCCGCUACUUGGGCAUUGCCCAGCACGGGCACGACGUCGGCGCCGUGCAGGCUAACUGCCCCGCCCCGACCAGGAGGACCGUGUACUACUUCGAGAUGAAGGUCGAGAACGCUGGUCAGCAUGGCAGGAUCGCCAUCGGAUUCACCCCUAAAGAAUACGACUUGCGGCGCCAGCCAGGUUGGGAACCAAAUAGCUGUGGGUAUCAUGGGGACGAUGGGUAUCUUUACCAUGGGUGGGGGAAAAGAUAUCCCUUUGGUCCCACAUUUACAUCUGGUGAUACUGUAGGUGCUGGGAUUAAUUAUGCCUCUCAACAGUUCUUUUUCACGAAAAAUGGAGAACUUGUAGGAAAUGUUGUCAAGGAUAUAAAAGGUCCCCUGUAUCCUACUACUGCUCUUCACAGUCAGAACGAAGAGGUGACAGUAAACUUUGGGAAGCAACCAUUCCUUUUUGACAUUAAGGCUCUUGAGUUGGAAGAAAGGUGGAAAGAGCAUGUGUUGAUCGAAAAAGAAUAUUUGACACCUACUGUUAGUUUUCGGAUUAUUCGUUCCUAUUUGCUUCAUUAUGGGUAUCAGGAUACUCUGGAGUCGUUUGACGCUGAAAGUGAAAGUAUAUAUCCAGGAGUAACUCAAGAAAAUGGCAUUGAAGAACAGGAACGUGCUUAUGCACUUAAGCAUAGAAAGAUAUUGCGUCAGCUUGUCCAGAAUGGAGAUAUUGAUUCUGUAUUUCAGAAAAUUAAAGAAUGGUAUCCUCAAAUUCUGCAGAAAGACAUAUCAGCCAUUUCUUUCUUACUUCAUGUCCAAAGGUUUAUUGAAUAUCUUCGGAAUCAGGAGCUGGUGGAAGCUGUGGAUUAUGCUCGUGCUGAACUGAACAGAUUCUUCCCAAUUAAGUCUUAUGUAGAUCUUCUUGAGGAGACCAUGUCAUUGCUGGCGUAUGAUGAUCCUCAGAAAUCAUGUGUUGGAUAUCUUCUUGAGGAUUCCCAUCGGGAAUUUGUUGCAGAUGCUGUAAAUGCAGUUGUUCUAUCAACAAACCCAAAGAUGUCAGAUCCCAGGAACCAUAUGUACUCUUGCCUUGAGAAGUUACUAAGGCAGCUGAUUGCUUGCUGCUCAGAAAGAAGGGCAUUGAAUAACAACCAAGGGCAGGAAUUUAGACUCCCAGUGGAACUAGAAAUCAGUCAUGGAGGUAGCUAAGUGUAUACAAUUUUGAAAUUUCUCUGCAACCAGUUCAAUCCUGACUGCCUUCAGGCUGUUCUUCUGAUGACUUUACUGCACAGUUUCCUUCUAAAUUCUUUUCUGUAAAGCUUUAUUUACUGCUGCUGUCAGCCCUCUCAACAUGUAAAGGUGCACUUUUUGCUCCAUGACUGAAGUACUGAAUUUGGAAAUGAGGCUUAGGGAGAGCAGACUGCUACUGAAUUAUCCCAGUUCAUUUCAUUUAGCUUCAUGGUGCUCAUUUGUGAUGUGGGGCUAAAAACCUUGUUUCAAGAAAUUAUGUAUACUUGGUGUUUAAGAUAUAGUUGCUGCUA
Molecule: messenger RNA, 1882 nt
Organism: Phoenix dactylifera (date palm)
Lineage: Eukaryota; Viridiplantae; Streptophyta; Magnoliopsida; Arecales; Arecaceae
Product: ran-binding protein M homolog
Molecular function (GO): protein binding
Source: RefSeq, a predicted model, not a curated record